This is a messenger RNA of Hirsutella rhossiliensis, 450 nucleotides long. RefSeq lists its product as uncharacterized. The transcript has a single exon. Bases 1 to 450 code for a protein of 149 amino acids. NCBI's taxonomy places the organism in Eukaryota, Fungi, Ascomycota, Sordariomycetes, Hypocreales, Ophiocordycipitaceae. The record is from RefSeq and is a predicted model, not a curated record.
AUGAAAAUUACAUCUGCUGCUGCCGCCCUUUUCGGGCUUGCCCUCAGCAGCCCUGCGCCACCACCCGCUGGGGAAAAGCAACCUUGGCUCGAGACAGACUGGGACAUCGUAACCAGAUUCCCGCCCGAGGAUCUAUGGAAACAGCCGGAGAACGUCCAAGGCACCUGGCUCUACUGCUCGCGCUUCGACCACCCCCUCGAGUAUCGGCCGGUUGGGGACUACACGAGCGCCGCAGACUGCAGAGCCAAGCACUACAAGGCUUCCUGGCGUCCGGGAAAUCCUCUCUUACCGUGCGACAGAGCCACUGGCUACAUCCUCGAGAAUUGCGGCAAAUAUGCGUACUGUAAGCAGUACGACGUGGAGGGAGAUAAGCCUGUGCCCGCGUUGUUCGACAAUUCAGAGCUGUGUAACAACUUUUACGAAUCGGGGCCGAUCACGGAGGACAGUUAA